AUCUUUUCCGGCGCUGGCUCCGCAUGGUCAGUGCCAUUUCGCCUUUAUCGUGGUGGAGUCCACCCUGGCUGUGGACCUGUUCAAACUCAGUCUGUCUCUUGACUGGAGGAGGAAAAGGAAAAGUCGAGCACAUUGCCAACUGGAAUUCCCCAAGAAUGGCAAGUUAAAACCAAAGUGUCAGCACCUCAGCAACAUUUUUAUUUUGGCUUAACAAAACAUCAAACGGCAUACAAAUGGCAGAAAUCCACAAUGGAGGGGAACUCUGUGACUUUAUGGAAAAUGGAGAAAUCUUCAGUGAACACUCAUGCCUUAAUGCACACAUGGGAACUGAAAAUACAGGGGACACUUAUGACUGUGAUGAGUAUGGAGAAACCUUUCCCAUGUUACACAACAGUGCCCCUACUGGAGAGACACUUUCUGUGUUGAAUCAGUGCAGAAAAGCCUUCAGCCUGCCACCAAAUGUUCACCAGAGAACGUGGAUAGGAGACAAAUCCUUUGAAUACAGUGACUGUGAGGAAGCCUUUGUUGAUCAGUCACAUCUUCAGGCAAAUAGGAUAACUCACAAUGGAGAAACACUCUAUGAACAGAAGCAAUGUGGGAGAGCUUAUACUUACUCCACAAGCCAUGCUGUGUCUGUUAAAAUGCAUACUGUAGAAAAACCCUACGAAUGUAAGGAAUGUGGAAAAUUCUUCAGAUAUUCUUCAUAUCUUAAUAGUCACAUGCGAACGCAUACUGGGGAGAAACCCUAUGAAUGUAAGGAAUGUGGGAAAUGCUUCACUGUUUCUUCACACCUAGUUGAACAUGUAAGAAUUCAUACUGGAGAGAAACCUUAUCAAUGUAAGGAAUGUGGAAGAGCCUUCGCUGGGCGCUCAGGCCUUACUAAACACGUACGAAUACACACUGGAGAGAAGCCCUAUGAAUGUAACGAAUGUGGGAAAGCCUACAAUAGGUUUUAUCUACUAACUGAACAUUUUAAAACUCACACAGAGGAGAAGCCCUUUGAAUGUAAGUUACUUUUUCCACUGAAGACUUGAACCCCUCAGAGUCACCUAUGAAGGUUGGAAUCAACUUCUUCCAAACUCUGGUUAAUGUUGGUUUUUAUUUUUUUAAUUAAAAAAUUUUUUUUAGAGACAAGGUUUCGCUGUGUUGUUCAUGCUGGAGUACAAGUGGGUAUUCACCAGCAUGAUGAGAGCACACUCUAGCCUUGAACUCCUGGCCUCAAGUGAUCCUCCUGCCUAUGCCUCCUGAGUAGCCAAGACUCCAGGAACACACUACCACAGCUGCCUUAAUGUUGAUAUUUUGACCUCCUUCCAUGAAUCAUAAAUGUUGUUAGUGGCAUCUAGAAUGGAGAAUCCUUUCUGCAAGGUCUGCAACUUAAUUUAUCCAGAUCCAUCAGAAGAAGCAUUAUUAGUGGCAGCUAUAGCCUUAUGAAAUGUAUUUCUUAAAUAAUAAGACUUGAAAGUCAGAAUUAUUUCUUAAUCCAUGGGCUGCGGUUAGCAGGCAUGAAAACGCCAAUCUUGUUUAUACCUCCAUAAGAGCUCUUGGUUACUAUGUGCAUUAUCAGCGGUAAUAUUUUGAAAGGAAUCUCUGAACAGUAUAUGUUUUACAGUGGGCUUAAAAUAUUCAGUAAACCAUGCUGUAAAUAGAUGUAAAUAGAUACCACAGGGAAAGUAGAUGUAGCAUAAUUCUUAACUGGCCCUUGGAUUUUUGGAAGGGUAAUUGAAUAUUAGCAUUCAUUUAAAGUCACCAACUGCAUUGGCCUCUAACAAGAAAGCCAGCCCAGGCUGGGAAAAGUGGCUUACACCUGUAAUUCCAGUGCUUUGGGAGGCUGAGGUUGGAGGAUCACUUGAGGUCAAGAGUUCAAGACC
Molecule: messenger RNA, 1868 nt
Organism: Nomascus leucogenys (northern white-cheeked gibbon)
Lineage: Eukaryota; Metazoa; Chordata; Mammalia; Primates; Hylobatidae
Gene: ZNF121
Product: zinc finger protein 121
Exons: 5
Coding region: 234-1034 (266 amino acids)
Biological process (GO): regulation of transcription by RNA polymerase II
Molecular function (GO): DNA-binding transcription factor activity, RNA polymerase II-specific; RNA polymerase II cis-regulatory region sequence-specific DNA binding
Source: RefSeq, a predicted model, not a curated record